Messenger RNA from Aphanomyces astaci, 1373 nucleotides. RefSeq lists its product as hypothetical. The transcript is spliced from 4 exons. The coding region runs from base 135 to 1334 and encodes 399 amino acids. The record is from RefSeq and is a predicted model, not a curated record. NCBI's taxonomy places the organism in Eukaryota, Oomycota, Saprolegniomycetes, Saprolegniales, Verrucalvaceae.
UUGGCACAGUGGCAUCAUUUGAUCGCUUGAGAGGUGAAGCAAGAACUUCGCCGAGUCAGUCAUCGGCUUCCACCAAGAGACGACGGUCACCACUGUAGCGACGAAACAUCUCAGUCGUAGCACACUCUUGCAUCAUGCCACAAGUCACCGCUUGUCCGCCGAUGGCGCAAACCCCGCCCCCUUCCAAGGACAAGGCCGCGACACGUCGGCAGUACAAGUCCCAAAAGCAACAGUACUACCGCGAACAGCAACGAGACCAAGUCGUCGCCAUGCGCAAGCUCAUCCACGACCUGCAAGCCGAGCGGCAGCGGCUGAGCACGCGAUCCAAGUCCAAGUCGCUCUUGGCGUGGAAGGAUGUCGCGGUUGCGUUGAAAGAAUACGCGGACGAAUCCCUCAUCGAGCGCCAUUCUCUCCAGGCUACACGCGAGAAACACAUUCAACUAUUGCUGCAGCUCAACAAGUGGAUCGCCCAAGCCUCGAUGGAUCAUCCUCAACUGUCUACUUCGGCGUACCCGUCGUCGUCGUGGUCGGCUUCCCACUUUUCGUUGGCGCGGGUGUCGUUGGUAGCACACAAAGCCUCAAGAAAGCACGGCUAUGACUGGUUUACACAGAUAUUAUAUCACAACACGGAUGCGCUCAUGCAAACGUACCAGCUUCCGACAGUCGCGACGGCCGUGGCGCCCCACCGGGUGGCAGAUCUCUUCCUAGACAGCUCCAACCUCGACUGUUUGAACGUGAUUGCCCGAUAUGCGAUGGUGUUUAACGGGCCGUUCGAACACGUCGUCGACUUGGUCAAGCAACGGGAGAUUCAGUACAAAAGCUACACGGGGUACUCGAAACAAGAGCUGCAUCUUAAGCGUAUGACUGUAGACUAUGUCGACCCAGAGGCUUUGGCGUCGAUUUCAAGUCGAAUGUCGUACGUGCUGAUAAAAAACAUUGGAAAUGCUAAAGGCACAACGGUGUUGUAUCGCGAAUACAACACACUGGACCGGGCGGUGAUUGUGGGGCAGUCUGUCCCUCUGGACGAAGUAUUUGCGCAAACCAUGUCGUUGUCCCGCAAAAGCAUGAGCUGGUAUGUAUUUGACCGGCUAUCACCCACCAAGACGUUGAUGCGCAACCUGUUUGUGUUCAACCACUCCGUAUCUGCCACGGGCGAGUACCUUCACUUUGAAGCCGAAGCCCAACGCUGGGGCUGCGAUGUCUCAUCCUGGCCUGAAGCGUCCAAGCUGGACGUUUUGAGUUGCCAUAUUGCCAACAUUGGCGCCGCAGGCAUUGCAAGAACCGACAUCGCCAUGGCUAGCGUCCAGGAUACACUCGAUCAAAGGAGGCAGUAAUAGUACAGUCAGUAUAUUGUCGAUUUGCUUCAAUUUUCC